GUCUUUUUAUUUAUAUCGUAAUAUCUAUAUGUAAUCCACAUGGACUAUAGGCGCAACAAGCCAGCUGGCGGCAGGUGUCAUUCCCCUAUGAAAAUAUGCAAUAUCCAAGCUUGCAGUCGCCAGUGCUGCCCAUCUCUCGCACACAUUCACAAAUAUGGACCUCUCUUUCGGCAAACCUAUGUGAAUGUCACGUCGUUUAUUUUAUUUUAAGUACCAGGCAAAUAUUUGAGAGUAGGGAAAAAUCUAAAUAAAUAAUUAAUCAGGCCUAUUCAAUGUGUUUGCUUCGAUAACAAGAAAUUCCUUAAUUCGAUAUCGUAAACAAUAGCAUUUGUCAUAAACAAAGCCAAGCGCUCGUAAGCCACAAAUUCAGCUUCAGUAGAAAACGCAACUUGUGGCAUCGAGUCUGUCGAGCAAUAAUUGCAGCUUAGGGUUGUGAUAUAAUAAAGUGUGCCUUAAAUUUUGAACAAUCGAAUGGAUGCACACGGUGCCAAACGAGCCGCUGAACGUAAGUUGUCAAAAUCAAAUUAAAUCCAUUUCUAAAUCAGUUUCGACUUCCCUUUCCAUAGCCAAUGCCUAUGAGCAGCUGGCCAAGAAGAUCUGGCGUCCCACCAUCACCGAUUCACAGCUGGCCAUGCCCGUUCAUAUUGAUGAUUCGCCUCCGCCCGAUUCGGAGUCUCUCAUGGAGCCGAGUGCAGCGGCCACAUCUGGUUUUUUGAAUGAGGUACUGAAUGCACUCUAUGGCGAUACCACUGGCCAUCCGGAGAACGGCAGCUUUAGCUAUCAUAAGGCAGCCGAGCAUUAUGCGCUCUCCGGUGACGAUUAUCAGCCGCAGACGCAGACGCAGCCCCAGGCUCCACAGCAGACCCAGUCAUAUGCAGCGGGUGGUGCACAGAAAUCGCAGCAGCCGCCGCCGCCCGGCUUCGAGCGAGGAGCUAAGGCACUCUACGAUCGCAAGCAGCCAGCAAUCGUUGGGCACAGCGCACGUCCUGGCGCUAGCUCUGCCUAUAGUCAGCUGUUGCCGGGACUGCCGCAUCAGCAGGGCUCGCAUGGAGGCAGCGAUCUAAGCGGUCGCGGGGCCGGACCACCAGGCGCCGCUUCCAUUAACGAACUUUCGCAGCUGUAUUUGCAGCUGUUGCAGCAGCAACUGCCGCAACAACAGGCACAGCAGCAGCAGCACUUGGUUGCCGGCGCCUCGAACAACAUGUCCAUGCCCAUCUAUGGCAUGGCCUCGGGCAACGCCAAUGACAUAACCCAGGUGUAUGCCCAGCUGCUGGCGGCCAAUUUGCGUCAGAAUGCCACACAACAUCAUCAGCAGCAGCAACUGCAGCACCAGCAACAGCAGCAGCAACAGCAUCAUCAUCAGCAUCAUCAUCAGCAGUUGCACCAGCAGCAGCAACAGCAGCAGCAGCAACAGCAACAGCAACAACAGCAGCAGCAGCAGCAACAGUCGUCCAAUGCGGCAGCUGCCGCUAUACUCUACGAGGCAAUGCUGCAGCAACGCGCGCUACAGCACCAUCAGCUGCAGCAACAGCAAUUGCAGCAGCAACAGGCGCAGCUGCAGCAGCAACAGCAGCAACAGGCCCAACAAAUGCCACGCACGCCGCGGGGCAUCUACGGCGGCAACUUCUCAGCUGCUGGCAACAAGCCGCCAACGCCGGACAACAAAUAAUUAAAAAAAAAAACAUACAAUUUUACAAAAUUUUUGACAAUAUGUAGUUUCUCAGGCAGAGCUCCAUUCGAUUAUUUUGCAAUUUUUUUUUGUCGGCCAACAAAAUAAUUUUACAAAUUUAUUUCAAC
Molecule: messenger RNA, 1797 nt
Organism: Drosophila novamexicana
Lineage: Eukaryota; Metazoa; Arthropoda; Insecta; Diptera; Drosophilidae
Exons: 2
Coding region: 476-1669 (397 amino acids)
Source: RefSeq, a predicted model, not a curated record